Messenger RNA from Musa acuminata AAA Group (dessert banana), 2939 nucleotides. RefSeq lists its product as uncharacterized. Lineage: Eukaryota; Viridiplantae; Streptophyta; Magnoliopsida; Zingiberales; Musaceae. The record is from RefSeq and is a predicted model, not a curated record. The transcript has 3 exons. Gene Ontology annotation, molecular function: protein binding. Bases 652 to 2706 code for a protein of 684 amino acids.
GUCCAUGAUCUUUUCACUUUUCAGAGAAGUGGUAUAGAUUUGAUGUGAUGGUACAAAAAGAAGGAUGCAUUCAUCAUUAUCUGCACACCCCAACCCCAAAGUUCUUCCCCACUUUUUUUCUUUAAGAGGACACAGGAAUCUUUUUCUUUCUUCUUCUUCUUCUUCAUGCCACCCUCCCAUCUGACCAGAAGAAUUAUCUUCUCUACAUCCUAAGAUUUAGUUGGAGAGGAGCACAUACUCCUCUCUCACUCUCUCUCUCUCUCUUUCUCUCUCUUUGUUUCCUCUCAAUGUUAAUGGCACUACAGAUCUAUUUCAGAAAGAAGAUGACUUGGUUGUAUUCUCCACUUGGAUUGUGAGUUGAGCCUCUUGACUGUAAACUAUGAUGAUGAACUGAUAUCUGCAGUUGUUGCUUCGAGUUAUUGUGAGAUUUCUUAUCGUUCUGGCAGAUUAGAAGAGCGAAAGAUGUGAUCUUUUGUUCUGUCUUGUAUUGCUUGAUGAAAGCUGAGGAUCUGUUUUCUUUCUGUUUCUCCAUGUCCCACUGAUUUUGCUUGAUUUCCCUGUGAAAUCUUUGCACUUAGAAUGAUUCUUCUCAGUUAGGCCUCUGAAAUCGGGUUCUUGAUCCAUCUACCUGCCAUGAACUUGACGUGAUCUAUGUUUUCUCAGUCUUUAAGCCCAAUGCCGGAAUCUUACUUUCCCCUCCGGUGGGAAAGCACCGGAGACCAGUGGUGGUAUGCCUCCCCUAUCGACUGGGCAGCUGCCAAUGGUCACUACGACCUCGUGCGGGAGCUGCUUCACCUUGACUCCAACCUCCUCAUAAAGCUCACAUCCCUUCGUCGGAUCCGUCGGCUUGAAACGGUCUGGGACGAUGAUGCCCGGUUCGCCGAUGUUGCCAAAUGCCGGUCCCUUGUUGCGCGGAGCCUCCUUCAUGAGUGUGAGACAAAGAACAGGAAGAAUUCUCUGAUCCGUGCUGGCUACGGUGGAUGGCUUCUCUACACUGCAGCCUCUGCAGGGGACAUUGGCUUUGUGCAAGAGCUGCUUGAUAGAGAUCCACUGUUAGUCUUUGGUGAAGGCGAAUACGGUGUCACCGACAUAUUCUACGCCGCAGCGAGGAGCAAGAACUCGGAGGUUUUUAGGCUUCUGUUUGAUUUUGCUGUGUCGCCAAGGUGUUCGAUGGGCGGUCGAGGAGAGGUGGUGGAGGGGUCAGAUGGAAGUUCUGUUUUUAGGUGGGAGAUGGUGAAUAGGGCCGUUCAUGCCGCUGCUAGAGGAGGGAACACGGUGUUCCUGAAGGAACUUCUUGAAGACUGCUCGGAUGUCUUGGCUUACAGAGACAUUCAGGGAUCGACCGUCUUGCAUACUGCUUCUGGUAGAGGGCAGCUUGAGGUAGUUAAGGAUCUACUUCUAUCUUUCGAUAUUAUUGACUCUAGAGAUAAUCAAGGGAAUACAUCACUGCAUGUGGCAGCCUUUCGAGGACACUUAACCGUUGUAGAGGCCUUGAUAAUGGCUUCUCCCUCGUCCUGCAGUUUGAUAAACGAACCUGGAGAUACUUUCCUUCAUAUGGCAGUGGCAGGUUUCAGGACUCCUGGCUUUCGGAGACUUGAUAGGCAAAUGGAGCUGAUGAAACAGUUGAUUAGUGGAACCAUAGUGAAUGUUGAAGACAUCAUCAAUGUCCGAAAUAAUGACGGAAGAACCGUCCUCCAUAUGGCAGUGAUUGGCAAUGUGCAUACUGAUCUUGUCGAACUUUUGAUGACCGUUCAAUCUAUUGACCUUAACAUUCGAGAUGCUGAUGGAAUGACACCUCUGGACAUACUCAGACAACACCCACGAUCGGCAUCAUCUGAGAUACUGAUCAAACAAAUAAUUUCUGCUGGAGGAAUUGCAAACUCAAAGGACUACAAGGCAAGGUAUGUCCUUGCUUCCCACCUCAAAAUGCAAGGUACUGGAAAUAGCCCAGGCACUUCCUUCAGGAUUGCGGAUGCCGAGAUAUUCUUGUACACGGGCAUCGAAGCAUCAGAGGUCAGUGGGAGGCCUAGCUCAUGCUCGAGUACCAGCAAGAGCGAAGUCAGCCACCCCAGUGCCACGGACGAAAACCAUGGGUCUUCAGAUAGAAAGAAACAAAGUUCUGUCAGCAAUGCGGCAAGACGUCUCAAGAUUCUACUCAGGUGGCCCCGUCGGAAAGAGAAGACAACUGAGACACCAAAAAGGGUUGGUGAUGACGACUCAUUUGACUCGUUCAAGAAAUUGGUCAACCAAGAAGACACUCCAACUCCCCUCCGACAACGAUUCUCUAAGGCUACAUCACUUCUGAACAACAAGCGGACUCUUUCUGUGAGAAGCACCAUCCCAAGUCCUUCAACAAAGAAGAAAUUUACCGCAGGUCUGAUGCACGGGGUGUUUCAAUCCAUGCCGCAUCUGGCUCCCUCGGCACGCACUCCCUCUAGUUUGUUCUCAAAGUCAUCAAAACCAUCAUCCACAAUGGAGAAACAAAAAGGCAUCCUUUUGGAGAAUGAAAACGAUGGUGCCUCUUGUUCCAGUUCCUCGAUUAAUUGCGGCGCGACAGAAAACAUGACCCCAAGAUCUAGUCUUGUAAGUAUUAGACUGAUGAAUCAGUACUUCUGCUUUGGGGCACAGAACCUGGCAGCGGAUGAUUCAGGCAGCGAAAAGCAAUCUAAUCAAGCAUCCAAGUGCUCGUUGGUAUCAGUGGCUUGAGACGGUUUAGUAGGAAACUCGAGAAACCGAUGUUUUCGGUACAGUCAAAUCUCUUGGCUGGCCCGUGCAAGUUGUCUAAUUUCCACCAGGCGUGCUAGUUUGUCCUAGUCUUUGCAUCCUUGUGAUAUUGUCGUUGGCACUGAUGACAUAUUUCGAGUUGAUAUAGCUAUCAGAUGCUUUUCUAACGAAACUAAGGAAAAUAAAUAUAACUAGUAAUGAUGGUUUUUAGUUCA